Magallana angulata is the source of this 4518-nucleotide messenger RNA. RefSeq names its product zinc finger protein 853-like. The transcript is spliced from 6 exons. Gene Ontology annotation, biological process: cell fate commitment; regulation of transcription by RNA polymerase II. Bases 372 to 2540 code for a protein of 722 amino acids. NCBI's taxonomy places the organism in Eukaryota, Metazoa, Mollusca, Bivalvia, Ostreida, Ostreidae. Gene Ontology annotation, cellular component: cytoplasm; nucleus. The record is from RefSeq and is a predicted model, not a curated record. Gene Ontology annotation, molecular function: DNA-binding transcription factor activity; histone deacetylase binding; RNA polymerase II cis-regulatory region sequence-specific DNA binding.
GUGUUCCAUAAGUAUGGGCAGAUAACUCGCAUUGAGUAAUACAAUAUGUUAUCAACUUUCAUCUAUCGAUAAUUAAUUAACCAUGAGUAGUUGGUCUUUGCCCUUUAUUUGUUUCUACAACUUAUGUGUCUUUUAUUGAAUUUCAUUCGCAUGGGCGUUUACCAAGGUUCAGUGCAAUCGGACGGCAUUGUUUGUAAACAAAGACAGUAACGUUACAGUUCUGAUAUGAGCUGAAUCGCUCACUUGCAAUGGCAUGUAGCUGUGAACAUUCAAUAGUGAUGAAUAUAUCAUCAUUUAGUCCGUUUUGUGGUCAGAUUAAAUAUACAUUACGAAAUAUGCCGUAGCAGGAAGGGCAUGACCUUGCUGGUAAAAUGGAUUUAGGAUGUAACAUGGAGUUCAAUUUCCCCGAACCAGGCCAGUUAAAUGAUUCAGUUUUUGGAGGAGGUAACUCCAGCAUUGCUGACAAAUUGGACCUUGGGACAGGGCAACUUUUGGAUACUGUUUCUGGAACGAAUCAGUGUGUUGGUCACCAUGACAAUGCAGAUAAACAUCUCUCCGCCUCAGAUUUUCAUCUUGAUCUUGGUCCUGCAAAUGAUUUGGUCACAACCUCAGAUUUUCCUCUGGUUAACCCAGUUACAGACAUGGGAACUGAUGCAGUGGAGGAUUGUAGUGAGGGAUACAGCAUCGUGAAUGCUGCUUUGGAAGGAGGAGGUAUGUUACCCAAACAACCUAUUCCUACAUCAAAUACCUUAAACUUGGGAAAUGUGACAAAUAUACAACCUAUUCAGCUCAAUCAAGCCAACUUGCUGGGAAUGCCAGCUAUACAGGUGAUCCCAAUAGAAAACAUGCAAUUAUUGUCCUCUAUAAAAUCACUGGGACAUUGUCAAAACCUCCAGUCAUCUUCUGCGAAUCAAAUUCAACAGCAAAACUCUAACUCUUCUCAAAUGAUACACAGCAAUUCUCCAGCCGCAGUGUUGCUGGGAAAUGUUCUCUUGUUGCAAUCUUUACCCAGCCAAAUAAACCAGAGUAGUAUUACAUACUCUAGCAUUUCCUCUCAUACCCAACAAGGUAUCACUACUCCAAAUCAGAUCUUGCAGAUUUCUAGUGACCAAAACACAGCUGUGUCCAUUCAAAGCACAUUAACUGCCAAUUCAUCUUGUGGGAAAGUGAACACUGAGAUAUUGGAUGAAGGCAUGACCAUCAAAACUCUCUUGCAAAAAAGUAACAGACAUGCAUGCAUGCAGAUCAGGAGGCAGGAAUCCUCAAAUUUUCAAGAUAGCAUGGAUGGAAUUCAACAGCAAGUUUUGUCUACUCAUCAACAUCAAAGAAAACCUUUGAAAGUAUACAUGGACAAACAGACUGACACAGAAUCUCUAAUACAAUCAAAAGAACCUUCGGACAACCAGAGGAACACCAAGAUACUGGUGUAUGGCAAAAACAUUGCUCUGACAUUUGACUGUCGGAAUCAGAACUUUGUAAUGGAGUCCCUUACAAAAGCCAUGAAAGGGAAUACUAGUCCGUGUAACAAAGAAGUCAGCAUUGAAAUAGGAAAGCCAUCUAAUGUAGAUGCAGAUGUAGAUAAGAAAGUUAUGGAGGGUAACAGUAAGUCAAGGGAGGUCAAGUAUGUGUCCAUUUUGAAUCCCCCUGCUCCAAAGAAAGUCAAGACCGAGUCUUCGGUUGUGCUUAUUGCGAAAAGUCCAGACAAAGACACGGAAGGCAAAGAACAACAGACCAGAAAAUCUCUGUCAGCAUCGAUAGAAAACAUGUCUAACUCAAAGGAAAUUCAAAUUGAGAAAGAUGCUAUCUUAACUGAGUGUGACGGUCAGCUGUCCCACCAAACAGGUGGCGGAGAAUCUGGAGGAGAAAAUGCGGACAAGAUGGCGGUUCUGUCAGUGGUGAAGAGGGACCAGAAGUGUGAGGAGGUGGAGCCAGAAGACGAGGACCACGUGUACAAAUGUGACCUGUGUAGUGCUUCCUUCAGCAGGGUGGGGAACUACACCCGACAUAGAAUGAUCCACACAGUCAAUACACAGGACAACUAUAGAUACAAGUGUAGUGAGUGUGGCAGACUCUUUCUACAGCGCUGUGAUAUGAAAAGACACAUGUUGAUACACACAAAGCAAGAGCCACACAGGUGUACAGUCUGUGACAAAGGUUACAUUAGAAAGAGUGAUUUAGUGGUUCACAUGAGAUUCCACUCUAAGGAGAGAGCCUACAAAUGCAACCACUGUGAAAAGCAGUUCUUUCAAUCAGGUGACCUUAACCGCCAUGUAAGGAAUGUUCACCUGUUGGCCCCUCUUCUGAAGUGUGGCCACUGUAACAGACAGUUUGUGAAGGAGUCCACAUUGAUCCGACACAUGCAGACCACUCACAAAGACAUCAUCAUCAAGUCACUGCGGGAUAAGCUGGAUAAAACACCCUCUGACAAACAGUCAUCAGCAAACUUGGCUACAAGUACAGUACCAAGGACUGGUCAUACAAAUUCUGGAGUGCACCAGGAGAACCAAACAAAGGGGAACCAGACAAGCACUUCCUGCUGAAGAAACUCUUCAGAGUUAUCCAUCUUAGUAUCGGUUAAAUUUCCACAAAAUACUUUAAUUCAUGAAAUAAAAUUUGGCAUUCAGGGAGAUAUAUAGAAUACUAACUGACACUUGUCUCAGUUUGAUAGAUUUCUGUGAUAUUAGUGAUGUGUAUUCAGGAUGUGCAUGCUUUACAUGGGUUUUAUUAAUUAUUUGAUCGUUGUGAUGAUUGAAAAGAAAACAUGUACAUUAAAAGAGUUGAAUGGUUGUUUUUUGCAAUUUUUGGACAGUUUUAAUCAUUGUUUACCAAAAAAAAUUCAUAUCUUAAUUAAGAUUUUUAAGGUAGAUCUGAUAGGUAAUUUGUUGACCGCUCAGCCUCCUGUAGUUUAUACUUCUAAAAUGAAAGCAAAAUUUAUGUUUCUGUAUUCUGUAAAAUGGCACUUGGUUAAUAUUUAUCAACAAAAAUAUCAAUUUUUUUCUUACAAAAAUGUGACAAAGGUUGCAUGGAAUCUUUAAGAAAAAUGAAUAUUGUUAUGGAGUGAUGAAUACAGUUGUUUUUAAGAAAAAUGUACAUGUAAUUUGUUGUCAAAUUUUUGGCUUAAUUCAUUUUGUUGUUUUGUGUUUAUAUUUAUGGUAUCCAAGAUUAGAUAUACUUGGUAUUUUACAAGCAUAUUUUUGUUUAGUAGUUUUUUAAACUAUUUUUUUUCUUCAAAGAUCUCAGUGUUUAAAAGCUUCGUAUGUUAAAACAGCUUGAUCUACAUAACAAUUCUUGUCUUUCGCUUGAUUUGCCAAAAAAACGGGUUUUUUUUGGCCUAACUGUCUUGAUUUUGAUAUCUAUAUGAAUAAUUUAUGCGUUAACAUUUCUGUUGGAACAUCGCUCUCUCUCUUUAUUACAUUAGUUCACUUUAGAGGGCCAAGGCCAAUUUUAGACUAUAUUGAUCUCCUUUAGAACAAGAGCUCCAUGUAAAUAUAAAUAUAUAGAAAAUACCCAUUUUUUGAUGGUUAAUUUGUUGACCAUUCAGCCCCUGUAAGAGCAAGUACACUUAUUGCAACCUUUACUAAGGUACGUGGUAUGCGACAUCAAUCGAUAUUAAUGUGGGUUAAAGUACAUUGUUAUCAAAAUACUUUCACCGGUUCGGAAUUUUCAAAUAUUAAAAUAUUUAACCAAAAAAUACAUUUUUUUUAAAAUUUCUGGAAAAGUUAAAAUUUUAAAAUCGUCAGUGAGAUUCAAACUCAUAUGACCAACAGAUUCGUAGUGAACCCUUUAACCAACAUUGCUUUUUCUGUAGCAUUCAAUAUGCAAGAAACAUAACAUCACAAGUUGAACAUUUUGUAAACUUUGACUCAAACUCUUAAUCAUGCUUAUUAAGUCAUGGGAAUUUUAUUAUAAUUUUUUUAAAUUUCAUAAAAUGUUUUCUUGCAUUUCUGGAAAUAUGGGUAUUCUUAUUAUCUUUGUCUUAAUUAAUCUAUGCCUUGCUUAUAAUGAAUUGUUGGCAUUUUAUCUGAUUUUUGCUGUUUCAUGUAUUCACUGUACAUGAUAGUAUAUAUUGCAUGGGAUUUUUCCCUCUGACAGUGCUUUUGUUUGGCUGCAAAACUAUUUGUAUAUUUAGGGUUGUGCAAUAUUUUAUUUUGAUUAUUUUAUCUUUAUGCAUUAUUUAAGGCAUUCUUACAAGUGAAAUAAAAUUCAGUCAAUUACAUAUACAUCUAUUUGUGUUUUGUUUGAUGCUCCUUGACAAUUUCAAGUAGAAUAUUUUGAGUCUUCAAUUUACAAAUUCACAUUGAGAAACUUAAAUACGUGUAUUUUUCAAUAAAUAAGUAAAGAGUCCAAGUAAAUAAGUAAAGUCGAAAUAUUCCAUCGAAUAGUAUUUAAUUUUUUCUUUAUGAAUUUCAAACCUUGCAUCUUUCAGUGGUUGCUCUUAAAUUUGACUCCGAACACUGCUUACAGAAGAGAGGACUACCGGUAUGUUAAAAGGUCCAAUUGCAGCGGUUAACUUAAAUU